This is a messenger RNA of Sorex araneus (European shrew), 2564 nucleotides long. It is a transcript of the gene POF1B, whose product is annotated as POF1B actin binding protein. The transcript has 16 exons. NCBI's taxonomy places the organism in Eukaryota, Metazoa, Chordata, Mammalia, Eulipotyphla, Soricidae. The coding region runs from base 1 to 1773 and encodes 590 amino acids. Gene Ontology annotation, biological process: epithelial cell morphogenesis; bicellular tight junction assembly; actin filament organization. Gene Ontology annotation, cellular component: actin filament; adherens junction; bicellular tight junction. Gene Ontology annotation, molecular function: actin filament binding. The record is from RefSeq and is a predicted model, not a curated record.
AUGAUGAGCUCAAGACACUGGAGUGAGACAAGCAACAGCAGCUGUGGAACCCAGCAACCGUCGGAGCUGCUGCAGUGUCAGCCGCAGCAUUACCAUUGCUACCAUCAGUCAAACGUAGUUCAGCAACCUCCAGAAAAAAAUGUGGUAUAUGAGCGAGUGAGAACCUACAGCGGGCCCAUGAACAAAGUCGUUCAGGCCUUGGAACCCAUCAGCUCUCGGGAAGUCCUCUCUCCUCUCCGAACUGCUGGCUCCUAUCAAAAUUUGGUUUGGAGUGACCAUUCUCAGGAACUCCAUUCUCCAACUCUGAAAAUAUCUACUUGUGCCCCAAGCACAUUACAAGUUAAUCAAAAUGCUGAACAGGAACUCCAUUUUCCAACAAUGAAAAUAAAUACCUACCCACAGACUACUAUUAGGAGUUAUGUAGUUCAAAAUCCUGAUCAGGAGCCACUCUCGCCACUGCUAAAAGGAGGCCACUUCUUCCCAGGAAACAAUGUUAUUUAUGAAAAAACAAUAAGAAAAGUGGAGAAGUUAAAUAUGGAUCAGGAAUGCUGUCCUCAGAUUCAAUGCCAUCAUCACAUUGUACAACAGCCCCAGAUAAUCCACUUUCCACACUGCCAACAAUCUUGCUCUGGUCAACAUAUCCAAACUAUUGUAGGAAAUGACUCAGCUUCUACAAAUACUGGAAAGGAAUUAUGCCAUGGUGGAUCAAGCCAUGUACAUGAUCAGGUGAUAAUUCAGGAUGAUGGCCCUGAAAAAUUGGACCCUAAAUAUUUUGGAGAGUUGCUUGCUGAUCUAAGUCGUAAAAAUACAGACCUAUACCACUGCUUAUUAGAACAUUUGCAGAAAAUUGGAGGAAGUAAACAGGACUUUGAAUCUACAGAUGAGUCAGAAGACAUUGAAUCAUUGAUUCCUAAAGAGUUGUCACAGUUCACAAGACAGCAAAUUCGCUAUAUUUUGCAGAUGAGGAGCAUGUCUGACAAGUCACUCCGGCUAGUUCUGUCUACAUUCAGCAAUAUACGAGAGGAGCUUGGACAUCUUCAAGAUGAUUUGACAUCACUGGAAAAUGACAAAAUAAGACUUGAAAAAGACUUGACAUUCAAAGAAGCUCAAAUAAAAGAGUAUGAAGAACUCGUGGCAUCAGUGAGAGCAAAUAAUCGCCAGCAACAGAAAGGACUUCAAGAUAUGACCUCGAAAUGCCAGAUGUUGGAAGAAAACAAUCUCUCUCUUAGACAUACAUUGUCAGACAUGGAAUACAGACUAAAAGAACUGGAAUACUGUAAAUGUAAUUUGGAAAAAGAGAAUAAGAAUCUUAGAAUACAGAUUUCUGAGACAUGCACAGGUCCAAUGAUGCAGGCUAAAAUGGAUGACAUUGGGAACCACUACAUGGAAAUGGUAAAAAGCUUAAGAAUGGAGAAAGAGAGAGAGAUCUGCAAGCUAAGGACUCAGUUGAAUCAGUACCAAAAAGAUAUUUCAAGAAGAGAAGGAAGUUGCAGUGACUUCCAAUUCAAACUUCAUGAACUGACAAGCUUGUUGGAAGAGAAGGAUUCCCUUAUAAAGCGUCAGUCAGAGGAACUCUCGAAAUUGAGACAAGAAAUAUAUUCAUCUCAUAAUCAACACUCCAGUGGUGGAAGGACUACUAUUACAACUAAAAAGUAUAGGACACAAUAUCCGAUUCUAGGCCUCCUCUACGAUGACUAUGAAUAUAUACCACCAGGUAGUGACACACAGACUAUCGUGAUUGAGAAAACAGAAGAUAAAUGGAGUUGUCCAUGAAUGAAUCUCCAAACCAAAGAAGUUUUUGAGUGUGUCUGCAUUAGUACUUUAUUAUUUUUCUACCAACAAAUGCCCAUCAAGAGUCUUAACCAGCGAUUAUCCAGUGAACCUAAUGGAAUGAAUUAGUUGUGUCGAAGAGUUUCUCCAGCUAUCUGUGACACCUAAUUACGUACUAUCACAAUGAUGCAUUCAAUUUAGUAAUAUACAACUGUUUAAAACUUCAACUUACAAAACUAUACAACAUACAGUGCUGUUUUUCAAUAGGGUACUUCUUUUGUACUUAAUUUGUCAUGAUAGAGAUUUUAUAAGCUAUUCCAGGAGAUUCCCACUAAUAUAUAUGCAAUACAGUUACAAAAAUAAGUACUGUUUCCUUACUAAGAGGCUAGCCUAUUUUAAAAUUGAAUUUCAAACUGAAUUUUAAAUUGAAUUUGAAACUUAAUUUUAAAACUGCAGCUUAAACUGAAUUUUAAAACUGAAGUUUAAACUGAAUUUUUAAAAAUCAGUUUACCAAGUUCCAUGGUAUAUGCAGCAUAUGUUUGACUGUCUCACUUUAAACUUUGUGACAUGCUUUAUUAUAUGCAACUCUUGGAGAAAUAAUUAAAUUUCAGGUGAUGGUUAAUUUAUCAGGGAAGUGGGAUAAUAGCUUUAGAAAAACUGAAUCCAUUAAAUACCAUAUAUUAUGCUAUUAUGAUUCUAAGAACCUAUCAGUGGCUCAGAAAAUCUGUCCUUUCAAUGUAUAUCUCUUAGCCCUCCCACAUCAUUAUACACAUAUAACUCUAUAUUAUACUAGU